Trichomonas vaginalis G3 is the source of this 846-nucleotide messenger RNA. Its product is annotated as protein of unknown function, DUF563 family. The transcript has a single exon. Lineage: Eukaryota; Parabasalia; Trichomonadida; Trichomonadidae. The coding region runs from base 1 to 846 and encodes 281 amino acids. The record is from RefSeq and is a predicted model, not a curated record. Gene Ontology annotation, molecular function: glycosyltransferase activity.
AUGCCGUUCAACACAUAUGGACACUUCCUCCACGAUAUACUUGCAACACUAGUUAUGUACCCCGAUGAUGUACUGAAUCAAGAAUUAUAUGUAUUUCAUAACUAUAAUUGGAAUGAUAAAUUUAAAGAACAUCUUGAUGCGAUGGGAUUGACUCACAUUCAUCCUUAUGAUUCUAAAAUCAACGGAUUUGUUCUUGUGCAUAAGCUCUACUACAUACAUGCAUAUGAGAACACUCAUGAGUUUGAUCAUCUCGGAUUACCGAGAGUUUCGAAAUAUUUCAGAUCGAAUUUGAAAUUUGACCAAAUAGAACCAACAAAAUACAACAUUAUCAACAGAAGACCGAAUGAAAGACGAUACUUCACGAACAUAAAGGAAUUGCUUAAUGCAUUGAAAGUGAAAUUCCCCAAUAUAAAUUUCCAAGAAAUUCAAUUGCAAGAGAAAUUAGUAGACACAGGUCGUUUGUUUGCAGAAACGAAAGUUUUGAUUGGAAGUGGCGGCAGCUUGUUGUUUAAUUCAAUGUUUAUGCAUAAUGAAACAGGCGUUGUGUGCUUGUUUGCGAAUAAGAUAGAUUUACCAGAUAAUAUUGUUCUUGCUUGUUUCGGAAUUUAUAAUAUUGGUGUUGUUCAUCCAAAUAUCAAUUUUUAUGAAGGACAAGGUGCAUGCGAUAUCGAAUUAACUGUUGAUUGCGUGGACAAAAUCAUAUUUGCUGUUGAAAAUAAGAAAUAUCCUCAAAUGAAAGGAUAUUAUCCUGUGAUUGCGAAUUAUUCGUUAUUUUUCCAAGUUCGAAUGCGUAAUUCCUAUAAUAACGGGGCAAUUUGGAAUUACGCGGAGAAAAGAAUAGAAUGA